AUGCAGUAUUUGAAUAUCGAAUCUUGGGAUAUUCCAAAGGAAUUAACUCUCGCUGAUCCAGAUUUUAACAAACCUGGCCGAAUAGAUUGCCUGUUAGGAGCAGAGAUCUUUUUCAAGUUACUUAUUGAAGGUCAAAUAAAACUAGCAGGUAGUCUUCCAACACUUCAGAAUUCUAUUUUUGGAUGGGUAUUAGCUGGCAAUGUUGAAACUUCAAAUUCAAGCACAGCAACUUGUGGCAUAUGCACUACUAAGGAACUAGAGGAAUCUAUAUUGAAAUUCUGGGAAUCAGAAGAAAUUCCAGAUUCAACUUUGGAACUCACAGAAGACGAAUUGCGUUGUGAGUCACAUUUUUUGCAACACACUUUUCGAGGAAGUGAUGGCAGAUUUGUUGUGAAACUCCCACUAAAGAAUCAUCCAUCAGUGUUACCAGAUACAAAAGGAAUCGUUUACAAGAGGUUCAAGACAAUCGAGCGCCGUUUCAUUCAAAAUCCUGAUCUAAGGAAUCAAUAUGUUUCAUUUAUGAGGGAAUAUGAAGCAUUGGGACACAUGACAAAAUUCAGCGGUAGCGAAAUAAUAUCUCCCCAAUAUUUCAUUCCUCACCACUGUGUGCUACGUCCAGACAGCUCAACAUCAAAACUGCGAGUUGUAUUUGACGCAUCAGUACACAAAUUAUCAGGGCCAUCACUAAAUGACAUAAUGUUUAAUGGUCCAAAAGUUCAAGAAGAACUGUUUUCGAUUUUGCUCAGAUUUAGAAUGCACAAAUAUGUUUUAAAAACUGAUGUGGAAAAAAUGUACCGUCAAAUAUGGGUUAACAAAGAUGAUCGAAAUCUGCAACUCAUAAUGUGGCGAGAAAAUCCCACAGAAUCACUUAAUUAUUAUCAGUUGAACACAGUUACUUAUGGCACAAGAGCAGCGUCAUAUUUAGCAACACGCUGUCUAACAAAAUUGGCGGAUGAAUAUCAAGGAAAUUAUUUAUAUGGUGCCACAUCUUUAAAAAGGGAUUUUUAUGUUGACGACGGUCUCAUAGGAGCUGAUACCAUCAACGAAGCGUUACUAAUUCAACAACAAUUAAUAACAAUUCUAGACAAGGCUGGAAUGAAACUAAAAAAAAUGGCGUGCAAACAACCCAAAACUUUUACAUGGAAUCAGAAGAUCAAGAAGUAA
Molecule: messenger RNA, 1164 nt
Organism: Teleopsis dalmanni
Lineage: Eukaryota; Metazoa; Arthropoda; Insecta; Diptera; Diopsidae
Exons: 1
Coding region: 1-1164 (387 amino acids)
Source: RefSeq, a predicted model, not a curated record